AUGCUGCACAAGGCCGACCGGCACCUCGUCUAUCCCGACGGAGGCAUCGACGAGCUACGCCGCCGUGACCCGAUGCUCGUCGCAGAGGAGCGUGAGAGGCAGCGCCGCAGCCGGGGCCGAGGAGGUCGAGCCGGGCCCUCCAGUGCUGGCACGGGCCGGCCAGGUGGCAGCACCAGAGGCGAUCCAGGCAGCAGGAAUGACGACAACGACGGCGACGUCGAGAACGACGACGACGACGACGAGGACGAAGACGAAGACGAAGAAGCGGCAGCCGCGAGGGCACAGGCGCAGGCAGGCGGCAAGGCGCUCGACGGCCCGCCCGACGCCACCAUCGCCGGCCUCAAUAUCCAGCUCAACACGCCCGAGCUCAUCGCCGAGUGGGUCAACCAGCGCAAGAAGCGAUGGCCCACCCGGCAAAACGUUGAGCAGAAGCUCAAAGAGGCAGAGGAGCGCCGCAGACGCAGCGAGCAGAUCUACGGCGAGAGGGGAGCGGGACGCAAGCGGAUGCGAGGACCGGAUCUCGACCGGCAAGCAGGCCUUGCUGCCGUGCCCUCCCAGCUCGACGACGGGCGAGAUCCCAAGAAGACCAGGGUCGAGACCAGUCUCGGAGCCACCGAGACGACCUCGCCCGCAACAGCGCCAACAUCACGGUCUCUCAUCGGAAUCGAGCGUGCGGAUCGGGACGCGCCCGACAUGGUCGACCAAGGGCGAGGCAACGGCGGCGAAGACAACGAGGACGACGGCGACGACGACGACGACUCGGGACCACCAUCAGAAGCGGGUGUGCGGCCCGAUGCCGGUGCAGGAGCCGCCUCGUCGUCGGACUCGAGCAGCAACUCGUCCAGCGACGGAGACAGUGACAGCGAUGGCGACAGCGACAGCGACUCGGACGCCGCACCGCGGGAGAUGUCAUCCAAAGUGGCCGCCCCGUCGGUGCCAGAGGAUGCAAGGCAAGACACGCGGCCCAUCUGCAGGCAUUGGCUUCAGGGACGCUGCUCGUACGGCGACCGAUGCCGCAAACGGCACGAGCAGCCCGAUGCUGCCUCUCGCGGCGGGGCAGGCGGCUCGACCAACGUAGCCGCAGCCUCGGGCAAGCCGCAACGGCGCCCACAGCCGCGUGCACCGCCGCCCAACCCAUUUGCCCAGCCCGACCUGCUGCACCAGCUGCUGCGCAACGAGAUCGCCAAGCACGUCGACGCCGUCGCCCAGGCGAUCCGGUUCGUCGUCGACAACGACAUGCUCAUCCACGUCGAGAGCCAAGAGGGCCUCGCCGACGAGCAGCGGCGCCGGCGUGGGCUCGUCGAGGUCAUCGACACCAGCGCAGACGCCGCCGUCACUGCCGACGGAGGCGAAGAGCCGGCACGGAAAGAGGUAGAAGGCGGCGGGCAAGCUCUAGAGACGCCCAAGCUGGCGCAGCCGCUGCUCGAGGGCGGUCUGCCGGUGUUGGCGGCCACCAACGUCGAAGCGGCCAGCUCCGAAGAGGCGCCGUCGGGAUCGACGCUGUACCGUCCCUCGUCUCCGCUGCUGCGUCCGCUGUCGGCGCUCAAGUAUCCGCCGGAGCCGGAUCCUCUGAUCUUCCUCGACCCGCUUCGUCGAGACGAUCCGAAGCCGCUGCUCCCCUCGCAGCUGGUCAGCAUCGCCACGGAUCCGGCAAUCCGCAGCAUCCUCACCCCGACCUCGCCGCUGUUCCCGGCGGGCGAGAAGCGAAAGGGGCUGGAGCGGGCGCUCAUCUCGCUCGACGCGCUCCCCAGCGACGCCUACCGCAACGCGGCCAUCGAGAUGAUCCUGGGCGUCAGCGACCAGACGCCGGCUUGGGCGCACGAGGCCUACUCGCGCACCGCUCCGCGCCACGGCGGGCUGAGCUCGAGCGUGAGCGUGGGCGGGAGAAAAGUGACCGAGUCGGACCUGUUUCGACUCGGGCUGAGGGUCGGCCAUGAGGAGGUGGGCCAGCUCCGGGCCCUGGCCGACUGCAUCAGCCGCAUCGUCCAGGGUCCCGAGGCCGACGAAACGCUCGACGCCGACCUCGUCCACGGCAUCGACGGACCCGAAAUGGCGCUUCUCACCCCGCAGCAGAGGGACGAGGCCCGGAGACGGUACUGGCAAAAGGAGGGCGAGCGCGAGGACAGGCUGCGGAAGCUCGGCAUCGACAUCUAG
Messenger RNA from Pseudozyma flocculosa PF-1, 2154 nucleotides. RefSeq lists its product as uncharacterized. The transcript is spliced from 2 exons. Gene Ontology annotation, cellular component: nucleus. Bases 1 to 2154 code for a protein of 717 amino acids. Gene Ontology annotation, biological process: box C/D snoRNP assembly. Gene Ontology annotation, molecular function: metal ion binding; RNA binding. The record is from RefSeq and is a predicted model, not a curated record. Lineage: Eukaryota; Fungi; Basidiomycota; Ustilaginomycetes; Ustilaginales; Ustilaginaceae.